Molecule: messenger RNA, 344 nt
Organism: Tuber aestivum (summer truffle)
Lineage: Eukaryota; Fungi; Ascomycota; Pezizomycetes; Pezizales; Tuberaceae
Source: the annotation of a GenBank genome assembly
AUGCUUCAUCUCAAAUAUGGUAGACUUGCUGAGGUAGAUGAAGACGCAAGAGGAGGAAGAUGUGUUAUUGACGCUGAGGACAUGUGGGCGACUUGGAGCGGUUUUACAUGAUACAUUAUACAUAUCUUGGGCGAUGGAAUGCCGGAAUGGCGUUCUGGGCUGACCCAGAGAGUAAUUUACAUGAGUUCAUUGUCUGAGCUUCAACUAGCCAUAUGCUACACAUGGUUUCUAUAUCCAGUUAUAUGUUGGCAUCACUCGCUCUAGGGGCGGCCGCUGCCGAACACACUCAUCGCUUCCUCCAGGAUGAGAUCACUCCUGGUUCUGAGAAGAACCGGAGGACCUGA